AUGAGGACGGAGAGAAGGAACGGUUACCCAACCCCCUCGGACUCUCGGGGAUUGAACACCGGCCUGCAAGAAUCGAGACCGUCGCUGUUGGGCCUCGGUGAGUGCUGCCUCUGGUGCCCUCAGGAGUCUUGCUCAGCCCUCAGGAGUCUUGCUCAGCCCUCAGGAGUCUUACUCAGCCCUCAGGAGUCUUGCUCAGCCCUCAGGAGUCUUACUCAGCCCUCAGGAGUCUUACUCAGCCCUCAGGAGUCUUGCUCAGCCCUCAGGAGUCUUACUCAGCCCACAGGAGUCUUGCUCAGCCCUCAGGAGUCUUACUCAGCCCUCAGGAGUCUUACUCAGCCCUCAGGAGUCUUACUCAGCCCUCAGGAGUCUUGCUCAGCCCUCAGGAGUCUUACUCAGCCCACAGGAGUCUUGCUCAGCCCUCAGGAGUCUUACUCAGCCCUCAGGAGUCUUACUCAGCCCUCCACCAACCUGAAGGGCUCCGUCUAUGUUCCCUUCUUACACACACACUUGUUCUUACAUAGUGAGUACAGGAACAAAUGCCAUGUGAUUCCUGUUACCAAGUUGCCAGUUUAUCCUUCCCAUACCUCAUGUGGUAGCUACAGUGGCAGCAAUAGUGGCAGCGACAGUGGCAGCGAUAGUGGCAGCGAUAGUGGCAGCGAUAGUGGCAACAGUGGCAGCGAUAGUGGCAGCGAUUGUGGCAACAGUGGCAGCGAUAGUGGCAACAGUGGCAGCAGUGGGGGCAGCAGUAGUGGCAGCAGCAAUAGUGGCAGCAGUGGGGGCAGCAAUAGUGGCAGCAGCAAUAGUGGCAGCAGUGGGGGCAGCAAUAGUGGCAGCAGUGGCAGCAGCAAUAGUGGCAGCAGCAAUAGUGGCAGCAGUGGGGGCAGCAGCAGUGGGGGCAGCAAUAGUGGCAGCAGUGGGGGCAGCAAUAGUGGCAGCAGCAAUAGUGGCAGCAGUGGGGGCAGCAAUAGUGGCAGCAGUGGGGGCAGCAGUAGUGGCAGCAGCAAUAGUGGCAGCAGUGGGGGCAGCAAUAGUGGCAGCAGUGGGGGCAGCAGCAGUGGGGGCAGCAAUAGUGGCAGCAGUGGGGGCAGCAAUAGUGGCAGCAGUGGGGGCAGCAAUAGUGGCAGCAGUGGGGGCAGCAAUAGUGGCAGCAGUGGGGGCAGCAAUAGUGGCAGCAGUGGGGGCAGCAGCAGUGGGGGCAGCAAUAGUGGCAGCAGUGGGGGCAGCAGCAGUGGGGGCAGGAAUAGUGGCAGCAGUGGGGGCAGCAAUAGUGGCAGCAGUGGGGGCAGCAAUAGUGGCAGCAGUGGGGGCAGCAAUAGUGGCAGCAGCAAUAGUGGCAGCAGUGGGGGCAGCAAUAGUGGCAGCAGUGGGGGCAGCAGCAGUGGCAGCAGCAAUAGUGGCAGCAGUGGGGGCAGCAGCAGUGGCAGCAGCAAUAGUGGCAGCAGUGGGGGCAGCAGCAGUGGGGGCAGCAGCAGUGGGGGCAGCAAUAGUGGCAGCAGUGGGGGCAGCAAUAGUGGCAGCAGUGGGGGCAGCAGCAGUGGGGGCAGCAAUAGUGGCAGCAGUGGGGGCAGCAAUAGUGGCAGCAGUGGCAGCAGUGGGGGCAGCAAUAGUGGCAGCAGUGGGGGGCAGCAAUAG
Messenger RNA from Procambarus clarkii (red swamp crayfish), 1632 nucleotides. NCBI's taxonomy places the organism in Eukaryota, Metazoa, Arthropoda, Malacostraca, Decapoda, Cambaridae. The record is from RefSeq and is a predicted model, not a curated record.